CAUUUCAAUCUAACAAAAAAGACUUAAAAAAAAAACAGCAUCGGUUCUGUUCCAGUUGCAGAAUCAUUCUGCGUAAGUCUCACCCUCGCUGAUCGGUGUCACAACCCGCAUCAUCAUUUUCAUCGCCCUCUCCUCUCCUCUCCAAACCCUAAUUUCCCUCCCAGGUUCCAGAAUGGAGCAAUACUGGUCUGGGAGUGCUGUCAAUAGAAACAAAGGGAUGGUGGAGAAUUUGCAGCAAUAUGGAGUGAUCAAGUCCAGAAAGGUAGCUGAAAUAAUGGAAACUAUUGAUAGAGGUUUGUUUGUGCCCAAUGGAGCUCAACCUUAUGUAGACAGCCCCAUGCUGAUUGGAUACAAUGCCACAAUAUCUGCACCACAUAUGCAUGCCACCUGUCUUCAGCUGCUGGAGGAGAAUUUGCAACCAGGAAUGCGCGCUCUUGAUGUUGGCUCUGGAACGGGGUAUCUGACUGCAUGCUUUGCCUUGAUGGUUGGACCCCAAGGCCGGACUGUUGGUGUGGAACAUAUUCCAGAGUUAGUAUCUUUUUCAAUCCAGAAUAUUGAAAAAAGUGCUGCAGCCCCACAAUUGAAAGAUGGAUCCCUCUCUGUGUAUGUUACUGAUGGAAGGCAGGGUUGGCCGGAGUCUGCUCCUUAUGAUGCCAUUCACGUUGGAGCUGCGGCACCAGAAAUUCCCCAAGCACUUAUUGACCAGUUGAAGCCGGGUGGUAGAAUGGUUAUACCCGUUGGAAACAUAUUUCAAGAUUUAAAGGUUGUGGAUAAGAACUCUGAUGGUGCUAUCAGUAUCCGGACAGAGACUUCUGUUCGAUAUGUGCCUCUCACAAGCAAAGAAGCUCAACUGCAAGGUUAGUGAAGUGGAUGGCAUAUCCUUAAUUCUUGAAGGCUUGUACUUUCUAGUUUCUGCUAUGUGCGGUUGCCUGGACUACAUGCUGUAAGAAUUUGUACAGUUUGAAGCUGGUGUUAUAAAAUAAUACAUUCUUGUCAAUCAUCGGAGUAAUAGUAACAAAUAUUUCACAAGUAUUCACCUGGUUGUCUGAAUCUUUCUUUUUUGUCAAUUAAUAAAACUAUUUUCUGUGUAA
This is a messenger RNA of Lotus japonicus, 1091 nucleotides long. Its product is annotated as protein-L-isoaspartate O-methyltransferase 1-like. NCBI's taxonomy places the organism in Eukaryota, Viridiplantae, Streptophyta, Magnoliopsida, Fabales, Fabaceae. The transcript is spliced from 4 exons. The record is from RefSeq and is a predicted model, not a curated record. Gene Ontology annotation, biological process: protein modification process. Gene Ontology annotation, molecular function: protein-L-isoaspartate (D-aspartate) O-methyltransferase activity. The coding region runs from base 173 to 862 and encodes 229 amino acids. Gene Ontology annotation, cellular component: cytoplasm.